AUGUACUUCAGGGAUGAUUGGAUCCUGUCACAGAAAAGUUUGAAAGGGUCUGAUGCCAAAGUAAACCCUGCUUCCAAAGAAUUUUGGGUGGAACUCAAAGAGGCUUUCAGUCAAUUGAACCCGAACAUGCGCGCAUACUACGAAGAGCUGGCAACUGAAUCCGGAGCAGAAGCUGCUCGCAAACGUGCAUUGGACGGCUCAUCUGUCAAAGACCAGAUUGAAAUUGAGAGUUCUUCACUUCAAGUGGCUUUGGCAAAUCAAGAUUCAUCUCUGCCAUUGGUUUUGCAAGGAGGCGAUCAGGAUGGUUUGCACGUUGCCUUGCCUUUGAAUCCAUGGUUGGCAGAGGCAUCAGUGAUGGAGCAACAAACGGACUUGGACAUCAUGUCGGAGAUGACCAAGAAUGUGUUGAAUGAAAUGUUGUCAACAAAGGUUGACUUAUUGGGUGACAACAACCAACACCCCAUUUCAGAGUCCUUGCUGGAAUCAUCUUGGCGAAGCAAUGUUGCACAUGGGAUCACGUGGGCACAAGCGCUAUCUAGGUUUGACCAAGAGGCUCAAAGGUUUGUUCGCCCACCACCAGGUUUUGCAUUUCCAAGGCAAGUGCAAUACCAGGGACACUGUGGAAGCUUCUGUCGCUUUCACAAUGACAUCCUUGUGGUUUCUUUUUUUAGAAGGUUGCUUCGUGCUAUGCAGGAGGUGGUUGAAUGGUCUGGUGAGGGGAUUGGUCGCGCAGCACAGGAGAACAUAUUGUUGCAAUUUCAAGUCAUUGACGGGAUCAGCCGUGAUGUGCAUGAUGUGCAUGCAUGGCUUGUCGCCCCUAGUGCUGCCAGCGGGCCUCACAGUGCCUCUCAGGCGUUCAUACUUUGUCGGAGGGUUGAGAUCGAAGAUGUUGAAGGAAACCGCAGCGACACUGACUUGGAAAGAGGUUCUUUUUUUCUGGAUUUGGAAGCGUUGCCAUUUUUGGAAUCCACGGUUGAGCAUGCGUCCAAUUUGCUUCCUUCCGGGCCUUUAGAACAAUUGUCAGAAGAGGAGUUUGCCGAGCGUCUUUUUAGAACGUUCGAAGCAACUGCCGCUUUGCCAGAUGAAAUUGCCAUUCGUCGUCUUGACUUUGAUGAUGUAUCUCUCAGACGGGUGCGUGUCACCCGUUAUUCUCCAGAGUUUGAGCCAAUCCGUGUUCUCAUGCAUGAAGUUGAGAAUGGGGAGGAGGAGGAAGAGGAAAUUGGAGAAGUAGUUGAAGAUGAUUCAGACCAACCACCUAUAGGGGCUUCUGAAGAGGCAGCUGUGCCUGACUUGUUGUCAUUGGUGCUUGAUGAUGAACCAUCAAAAACUCAGACUAGGAGCAAAAAAUCUUCCAAGCCGAAGCCUUUGCAAAUGACAUCCACCCGGCUUCGAAAACAUGUUGUUGAUGAGGCGUACCAGGGGGCCGAAGGGCCUUCAUUUCCAGCUGAAGUGGAUCUGGACAACUCUGAAAUGCAACAGCAACUCCGUCGCGCUGUGGGUGAUAUUGCUCUAGUGGCAUCCUUGGAUGAAGGGGCAAAAGCAUCUUUAUUGGAUGCAGUGUCGUGUUGCUCCAGCAUUCAUCAGCCUGGUGUUGAAGCUGCGUUCAAUUUUGUUGAGUCAGACGAGGAAGGAAAGGCUCAUGUUGAGGUUAGUGAGUUUGAGGAAGAGCCUGAGGUAGAUCCCAAUGCACCAGAACAGAUUUCUGAGAACCUUGAAGAAUAUGAUCUUUUUGGACUGGAUGAUAUGCCAGGGGUUUCCGAAAGUGCAUCGGCUGCAUCGUCAUCUUCUACUUCCAACCGAGAGGACCGACCCUCCUCUGAUUCCAGCGGUGCUGUAUCUUCUUCGGAAACUAUUUUGUCCAGGCGUUCUGAUGGUAACGUGUUAAAGUUGUUAUCUCACAAGAAUCUGGUUGCUGGUAAUUUGAUGUAUGAAGUUCGCCAGCAGUGGCCCAACGGCAUUCACACGCCCGUUGGAAAGAUUUCGCUGAUUGCAAACGUGCGCAAUCAGACUUUGAAGGCAAGCUGCUCAAUUCACAGGCUUUGCCAUUGCAUGUUGAGUAGUUCGCAUAGCGACGCUGAUGCCGAGCAUGGCAAGGUCAACAAAUUAGUUGAAUGGCUUUCAGUAGCAUUGGAUAGCACUCCUGCUAUGCACACCAAUCUUAGCAAGGAAAUUAGGCUCUCCUAUGGAAUGAAAGUUCGCGAGUGA
Messenger RNA from Cladocopium goreaui, 2205 nucleotides. Lineage: Eukaryota; Dinophyceae; Suessiales; Symbiodiniaceae. The record is from the annotation of a GenBank genome assembly.